AUGUGGUUCACGCGCGGCUUCUCCCUCACAAACUUCGUCAUUGGGACCUCGGCUCUCAGCUUCCAAGUCCUUGUCCUGUACCCGUGGCACGAGCAGCUGGACGAGGAAUUCAAGGAGUUGAGGAGAGAACACGCAAGACUCCUGGAUGAAACGCACAAGCAGCAUGGUCUGGAGUUGAGGAGGAUAAGAGAGCAGUUGGAGGAGUUGAAGGAUCAGAAGCAAGGGAGAUGGUGGCGGUGA
Didymella exigua CBS 183.55 is the source of this 240-nucleotide messenger RNA. RefSeq lists its product as uncharacterized. Lineage: Eukaryota; Fungi; Ascomycota; Dothideomycetes; Pleosporales; Didymellaceae. The record is from RefSeq and is a predicted model, not a curated record. The transcript has a single exon. Bases 1 to 240 code for a protein of 79 amino acids.